Molecule: messenger RNA, 734 nt
Organism: Archocentrus centrarchus (flier cichlid)
Lineage: Eukaryota; Metazoa; Chordata; Actinopteri; Cichliformes; Cichlidae
Gene: lyrm1
Product: LYR motif containing 1
Exons: 5
Coding region: 111-476 (121 amino acids)
Cellular component (GO): mitochondrion
Source: RefSeq, a predicted model, not a curated record
GUCGAUGGGUAAGCGUCAUCAUUAGGCGACAGUUCUUGCAAGCAACUGGUUGCUAGCCUCCUCUUUAAACGCAGUCGGUAUCUUCUGUUUCUGUCAAACUUUGAGCCCCAAUGACUGCCUCCACCCGUACCACUGUGUUGUCGCUGUACAUGCGUGUUUUUCGAAUCGCUCGAAACUGGCAAGCACAAAGUGGUGUUCUGAGUGACACGGAGACUGAGAGAAAGUACAUACUGCAGGAGGCCCGCACUCUGUUCAGACAGAACCAAAAGCUCACAGAACAAGAAUCAAUAAAAAGGUGUAUAGAGGAAUGUGAAGCAAGGAUAGAAAUAGGUCUGCAUUACAGAAACCCGUACCCAAGGGCUACGUAUUUACCACCGCUUGGACUGGCAACUCAGAAGGGCAGGAAGCUGCGAGCACAGCAGCGCCUGAGGAAACAGGCCAAACCAAUUUACUUACAGUCACAUGAUGAGACCUGAUGCUUGAUAUCCCCGAUCUUCGCCAAGAAUUCAAGUUACCAGGGAGAGAAAACUAGAGUGUUGUUACAGUUGAAAUGUUGCAAGCGCUCAGUGAUGCAGGAUCACACGUCCUUCAGGACAAAGCCACUUUUUUUGUUGUUGUUGUUUUUUUGCAAUCACGAGUUGUAACUGAAGACUGUCAGAGUCCUUUCAGCUCAGGAAAGCUGCCACUGUAGAAGGAUUUGUAAUAUGAGAUCAAUUUGUAUAUUUUAUUUAUUG